Molecule: messenger RNA, 612 nt
Organism: Funneliformis geosporum
Lineage: Eukaryota; Fungi; Glomeromycota; Glomeromycetes; Glomerales; Glomeraceae
Source: the annotation of a GenBank genome assembly
AUGGGAGGGUCACUUUCGAAAGCUUUGGCCAAGAUCUUUGGAAACAAAGAAAUGCGCAUCUUGAUGCUUGGCUUGGAUGCUGCUGGCAAAACAAGUAUCCUUUUUAUCGGUUCUAUGACACUUGAAUCUGUUUUGGCUCAAUUCUUCUUAAUGUUCUCUAUUACAAUUCUUUAUAAACUAAAACUUAAUCAAUCCGUUACAACAAUCCCUACCGUUGGCUUCAACGUGGAAACUGUGACAUAUAAGAAUGUCAAAUUCAAUGUUUGGGAUGUUGGUGGUCAAGACAAGAUUCGUCCACUAUGGCGUCAUUAUUAUACUGGUACUCAGGGACUUAUAUUUGUGAUUGACUCCCAAGAUCGCGAUCGAAUUGAUGAAGCACGUCAGGAAUUGCAUAGAAUUCUUUCAGAUCGCGAAAUGCGAGAUUGUUUAUUAUUAGUAUUUGCCAACAAACAAGAUUUGCCGGGAGCAAUGUCACCUGCUGAAGUAACAGAAAAACUUGGAUUACAUCGUAUGAAAGAACGAUCUUGGUACGUUCAUCCUUCUUGCGCGACCACUGGGGAAGGUUUAUAUGAAGGAUUGAAUUGGCUAAAUCAAAAUACCAAAACGAAAUAA